Messenger RNA from Macaca mulatta (Rhesus monkey), 1098 nucleotides. NCBI's taxonomy places the organism in Eukaryota, Metazoa, Chordata, Mammalia, Primates, Cercopithecidae. The record is from RefSeq and is a predicted model, not a curated record.
AUGGCGGGGCUGAAAACCCUGGGCCCCUGCGGCCACCCCCACCCCCACCCACCGUGUCCCCCAGCUGCAGCCUCCAGCAGCCAUGGAGAAUGCCUGGACUAGCACUGCCAGGGAUUUGUAGGGUGGCCCUGCCUGGUCCCCAUCUCCUCUGCUCACUCAGUUCAGUCCCAGAGACCUUACCCAGUUCCAGGGGCAGGAGACAGGGGCAGGGGGCCCAGGGUACAGAGCAAGGCUCCUGCGAUCUUUCUGUCCAGCAAGGAGCAGACAGCAAGAAACCCUGAGGGACUGAGACAAGGAAACCUGGAGACAAGGCUCAGGUGGGGCUGGCCCCUGCACCCAGGGUCAAAUCAGAGGGCUUCCAGGCAGGAGGGAUCCACUGGCUCAGGGCCCAGACCCUGUGCAUGCCCAUCCCUGUCGCUGGAGGGAGGGGCCCUGGCCUCGCCCAGGGCAGCCCUGUCCCAGCUGCAGUGCGGGCCGCUGGGUUCUGCAGAACAGUCCUUCCUGCAGCUGGAGCAGGAGAAUCACAGUCUGAAAAGGCAGAACCAGGACCUUUGGGAGCAGCUAGGGGCCCUCCUGGGGCCGGGGCAGCAGUUCCUGCCCCUGUGUCCCGAACACUCAAGCUGCACUCCCCUGGCCUGGUACAGAGCCCAAGGACCCCAUGCAGCCAAUGCCCCACUAGCCCACAGCCUUGGGACUGAUCUGGGGGCUCUCCCACAGCCCCCCGACCCAGCUAGCAUGCAGCCCUUGGGGAACAGGGUACCUCUGCAGCUGCUGUGGCAGGAGCUGUGCCAGGGGCAAGAGACCUUCGUGCAGCAGUCCCAGAACGAGCUGCAGCAGAUCCGCCUGUGCUUUGAGAAGAUGGUCAUCACAGAAAAAGGAAGGCCAAAGCUGGAAAGCUCCAAGGGCCUAGCAGGCCAGCUCUGGCUGUCGACCCUGAGGCUGCUGCUGGGUGCCCUGCUGGGCGCCUACGUGUACAUGGUGAACCCUAGGCCCUUCGAGGGGUUGGUGCCACCCCUGCUGAGCCACGCCAUCAUCUGGAAGCUCCGGGCCCUGCUGGACCCCUUCCUGCACCUUGAGGUGGAUGGCCUCCUGUCCUAG